Molecule: messenger RNA, 719 nt
Organism: Pocillopora verrucosa
Lineage: Eukaryota; Metazoa; Cnidaria; Anthozoa; Scleractinia; Pocilloporidae
Source: RefSeq, a predicted model, not a curated record
ACAACAGGUCUACAGCUUCUGCCCUCAGACAGUUGGAUACGUUGAGCGGCAUGGAAGCUAAGUUUUUCUCGGCGGUGAUGAUUUUGAUUACUCUCUUGUUCGCUGAUGGCGAUGAAGGUUCAUCAGUUACUGCAAGAGCUCCAACCUCUCGGAAGACAGCUAACGGUGAAAUCGCUCAUUUUACCUGCACCUUAAAAUACAAUCUUUCUUCUGCCGAAAUCACGUGGCAGAAACAAGGGCACAAUCUGAGAGAUGGUAGCUCUGGUGUAGUGAUAAUAUCCUGGAACAACGGCACCAUCUUGGAAAGUCAUCUUCUUGUUGCAGUGACGGAUGAUGACGAAAGGAGAGGUACUUACACAUGUGUUGGGACAGAUGAAGAUGGACAAUCACGAAGAUCAUUUGUGAUACAAGGCCAAGCAGCAAAGAAGCUGAGUGACGUUGAUUACACUGCCAUUGGCGUGGCGAUUGGAAUCUUUCUGUGUCUUUCUACGGUGAUUCUUGUUUACUUGGUCCGGGGCCGAAAGCGUCUUCAAGAAGGAAAGUUAAGAACAAUGACAACAAUAUCUCAUUCAGUAACUGGGCAUGACAAUGCUGCUGUCGAAGAAGGAGAGAACACAAGUGCUGGAAUCACCCUUAAUACUCUAACUGAUCAGAGCCCUUCUAGUAAGGACUCUAAGCUGUAAAGCAUGUGUCUUAGAAAGUCGCCCGUGUCACGAAGC